CGCCCGGUACCGCCGCGAUGGAGCCGCCGGGCACCGCCGGGGCACCGGGGCGGCCCUGGGACGAAGCCAAGGCUUUCUACGACAACCUCGCCCCCAAGAAGAAGCCUAAAUCGCCGAAGCCUGAGAAUGCCAUCACCAUCGCAGUGUCAUCACGGGCGCUUUUCCGCAUGGAAGAGGAGCAGAAGAUUUACAAUGAGCAAGGGGUGGAGGCCUAUGUGAAAUACCAACUGGACCAUGAGAACGAGCCUUUCCUCCCCGGGGCUGCCUUCCCCUUCGUCAAGGCACUGGAAGCAGUGAAUGCGAAGCUACGCGAGCUCUACCCCGACAGCGAGGAGCUCUUUGACAUCGUCCUCAUGACCAACAACCAUGCCCAGGUUGGGGUUCGCUUGAUCAACAGCAUCAACCACUAUGAUCUGUUCAUCGAGAGGUUCUGCAUGACAGGAGGGAACAGCCCCAUCUGUUACCUUAAGGCCUAUCACACCAACCUCUACCUCUCCUCUGAUGCUGAGAAAGUGAGUGGGGCCAUUGAAGAGGGAAUCGCUGCAGCCACCAUCUUCAGCCCCAGCAAAGACCUGGAGGUGUCAGAGAACCAGCUGCGGGUAGCAUUUGAUGGUGAUGCUGUGCUUUUUUCAGAUGAGUCAGAACAGAUCGUGAAGGCUCAUGGCUUGGACAUGUUCUUUGAACAUGAAAAGGCUCACGAGAACAAGCCUCUGGCACAGGGACCCCUGAAGGGCUUCCUGGAGGCCCUGGGGAAGCUGCAGAAGAAGUUCUAUUCCAAGGGGCUGAGGAUGGAGUGUCCCAUUCGCACCUACCUGGUCACUGCCAGGAGUGCGGCCAGCUCGGGAGCCCGGGCCCUAAAGACUCUGCGCAGCUGGGGACUGGAAACGGAUGAGGCUUUGUUCCUGGCCGGGGCUCCCAAGGGGCCACUGCUGAGGAAGAUCCGUCCCCACAUCUUCUUCGAUGACCAGAUGUUCCACGUGGAGGGAGCCAAGGAGAUGGGCACGGUUGCUGCACAUGUCCCCUAUGGUGUUGCCCAGAAGCCCAAGCGGCCAGCGCAGGAGAAGCAAACCCCGAACAGCAAGUAGUGGAGCUGGCUGGUCCCACGGCUCCCGGCAUGUGGCACAGACCACAGCAUGUACCACACUCUGAUCUGGGUUGUGUUCUGCAAGGCCAGAGCGCGUUUGCCUUGGCGAGUGCGUGGUUAUUCUCUGUCAGGAGCACGGGUGGAGGAAAGGCUGACAAAAGGCUUCCUUUCACCUCCGUAUUCAUUGUGAUGUUGUCCCCUGGAGGCUCCCCUGCACCCGGCAGCUCCAUGAGCCUGCUUUCCCAUUCAUCCAUGCUCGGCACUUGCUUAGGGCAAAAUCCCUCGAGGAGGGAUCUCACCUUUUGUGGGCUGUUCGUGCUAGGCAGGUUUAACCUAUUGGUGUUUCUUUAGAAGCCCAGGUAAUUCCCAAAGCCUUUGAUUUACAAAGCAAAUGUUCAGAGUGAACUGUUGAACUGGAAAGUUGGGAGAACUCAAAAACCCUUCUUGCAGCUUUGAAACAAAACAUUGUCCCUUUUAAGUAAAAUUAAAUCAUAACAUUGUCCCUUCACAGCCUCAACCCCUGCUCCCCAACCAGAAAAUCUUUCAUAUCUUUGUCCUUUCACCAAGCCUUUGUCGGAUGAACUGCCUUCCUUCCACACAUCACAUUUUGGAAAAAUAGAUACAAAUGCUUAUAUAUGAUAAAUAGAAAUCCUAUUCCCUGCUUGAAGCUUUGGGCCAGGGUAUUGUUGGCCCAGGGUUUUAAGUUGGGGUUUCAUGGUUGUGUGAGUUAGCACUUCAAUAAGCUCAGUGAGGUGUCCAAAGCUCAGCUCUGCAUGAGCCGGGUCUGCAGACACGCCUGGGGCUUGAAUUAAGUUAAAAGCUGUCCCUAAUAUAUUAGGGACAUAAUUUGAAGUCCAUUUAGGUAAAUCUACAGAGAACUUCAGCCUAGGGGAUUUAAUUAAAGGAUUCCCCUCCCUCCUCUCUAGACUGAGCCAUAUGAGUUGAUAAUCUUUCUCUUCAGCUUCUUAGAACCUCUGGUGUUUCCUAAAAUAGACACCUCUGCUAGUGAUGCUCUGAGAGAGCUAAGUCCCUGAUUAAAGAACAGGAAGAGAAAUCAACUGGAGAGCUGCUCUGACAUCGGUGUGACAAUCACACUGACGUUACUGCACAAAGCCCUGACCCAAAGGAUGCUCUCAGAGUGAAAAUGUAAGGAUUACUUCUUUCUUGUGGGUUGUUUUUCCUUUCAGGCCGCACACCGCAUGGUUGGGCACAGAGGAUGCCCAGUGCUAUCAGUUUUCUGCAAACACCAGCUCCAUGGGCUGAAGUUUUCCCAGAUGUUUUCUGCCUCUGCCGUGACUUUGCAGGGAGGUUUCAGCUGAAGCAGCUCAGCCCUUCCCGCCUGCGAGGCCAGAGCUCAGUUUAUCACACUCUGACAGAUGUAUAAACAAGGUAGUGAUGCCUUUGGUGGGGCAGGAGCCUAUUUUCUCAUUGUGCUAAACCCUGCUCUAGCACUGAAAAGCAAAUUGUGCUUUCCCGCCUGAGACAUUUCACCUUGACAAAGUGUUAUUUGUCACGUCUGGGUGACAAACACCUCGGAGGAAGGUUUGAAAUCCAAACAAAAUAUCUUGAAAGAAAUUAGUAUCUCAGUAACACAUCUAUUAAUAUAAAGAUUUAUAAAAAGGUCUUUCUAAUGUGAACCCCAGAUUUUGGGAUCGGAACUGCAUCUCAGAGACCUUUUUGGCAGCUGUGAGGAAGAUAAGAGUCUGGCCUCCUAGUAAACAUUUCCAAGGUGUUUCCUGAGGAUCGCUUGGUGGAAGCUCAGCCAAGCUCAGCUCACAGAUGGGCUGCACCGGGGCCUCCUGACAGCCCGAGAGAUGAUGUUCCAAAAGGAAUAGGGAUGUCAGCAAGUCCUUGGGAAUGCCCAGCCAGGGCAGGGUGCUGAUGAGUGACAGUCUAGUGAGGUAGAGGGUGCAGGCACAGUGGCUGGGAAUGGGUGCUUGCACUGGGCGCCAUGGGGGAUGUGUGCUUUGGAUGAGGGGGUGGCAGGGCUGGGCUGGGCAGGAGGAGGUGCCCUGUGUGAAGGCACUGCUGGCAUCAGGGAGGUGAUGUGUCGUGGUCUUGGGGAUGGGCCCUAGAUCUCUGCAGCUUUUGCUGCUGUCUUUCCAGACCAUGAGUUGCACAGGAAGCUCGGUGCGAGCUGCAGGCAGAGCACAGCGCAAGCAGGAGUUUUAGUGACGCUGCUUAGGGCUCUGCUGCUAAAGCAGCUUAGAGGCUUGCUGGGAGACAUAGGGCUUGGGAAACAGGCCCCAGAUCUCCCUUUGUACCUCCUGAGGUCUUGCACAGGGAGGAUUUUCCCUUGCUGUGAUGGCUGCCCCAUUUGCAUUUAUCCACAUGGCUUCUUACAGUUUUUUUUUCCUCCUCCACUGCUACAACUGGCAGACGUGGAUUUGCUGCUUGUGUGCUUUCCUUGUGUGCCCACCCGUGACAUCCUUUGGGGCUGGGGAAUGGUAUGGUCCCCAGGACUGGCUGGGUACGUCUCCUUUCCCAGUGAGCUGGUGUGGUUGAGCCUCUUGUGCUGCGCUGGCUGGUGGCUGGAUUUUGCUGUGUUGUUGCUGUGGGUUUCACUUCAUUGUCCUUCAGUGGUUUUUCUGGUGAACAGACUGCCAUGUUAAUGAAAUCCCUCUGCGUGUUUUUCUGUAAUAAACUGUGUUGGUCCCAGCCCAGCUCUCUGCUGCCGUUUUCACAAUGGGUACUUUGGCUCCCUGGUGCAGCCAGCAGGAGGGUUUGGGGUCUCAGCUUGGGACCUCCCAGGUUUUCUGGUGAAGGAACAGGCGUGAUGAGAAGAAAAAGGGCUUUUGGGGAUUUAAGGGGAUUCAGAAGAUGUAAUAAAAGCAGCUACCUGGGAACUUGAAACCUGUGGGUGAGGUGGGAUUCUAGAGUUGAGUGAUGUGCUGUGAUGCAGCUACAUCUCUCUGCAUCAUGAAUAGGCUUUUAUUGUAACCUAGGCUCAUGAUGAAGGCAAUACAAUUUAGCAGAAGACUUUUGUCAACUUGAUCUUCUCCCAGCCAACAGGUGGGAGGCAGCAAAAGCUUUAUAGAGGAGAUUUAUUGCUGCUGAAGUACCAGGUUUAUCCAAAUAGUGACACUGUGGUUCUAGUGUUGGCUCCUCCCUGCUAGUAAGGGUAACAGAUGGGUUAAGGAGAAGCAAAAAAUUCUUCAUCUGUCACCAAAUAUAGCUAAGGAAUGUCCAUAGGCUCCAGGGCAGCAUCUCUGCUGCGGGUGUUAAUUUAAGAGAUGGAUGGCCCUUGGCAGAGAGCGUUUUCAUUUGCUGGGGAUGCUCAUCCCCGGUCCCACAUGUUCUUCCACCAGGUGCCUGGAGAAGCACUGAUGAGGCAGAUGUUGCACCCGUGAAAGUCCAGGUGGGCCCACCCAGCCUUGAGAGGUCAGGAUGCCUGUUGCAAAGCCAAGAGCUGGCUCUGACGUUCAUGCAGACUCCCCCGAGCCACUGACUCACUCUUGCGGGUCAGCGUUAGUGCUGCAGCCAAGGAGCCAGCUAGUCACAGAGAGACAAGGGCAAUGAGAGGUUUGCAGAGAGAUGGGGAGGUUUGUGCAGUUUUAUUGCUGGUUUGCUGCAAGUCUGAAUUUUUGUUUCUGUUGCCUGUAUUCUGAGCUUUUUCUUUCAUCAGGCAUAGAAGGGCUUUGCAGUGAGUGUGCUUUAAAAUAAAGGAUAUGGAGGAGGAGAAAGCAGAGGCAGAGCUGACAGAGAAUUUUGCUGCCACUCAGCUAUUGUCGGCGCAGAUGUUCACGAGGUAAUCACGGCCUUUGAAGAGCAAGAACGUCUUUUCAUGACAAACCCAGAACUUAACCCCAAGAUCUAGUGGAGCUUCUUGGUGAGGGUGUGAUGCUUCUGCUCACCAGCUGCACGGCAGGGAGGUCUGGCAGUGUGGACUCUGCUCUCCUGGUCAUGGACAUACGGCAAGUCAGGACACCUUCCUGCCUCAGUUUCUGCAUCACUGUAACGGAGAUCAGAAGGUAAUAUCAGUCAGGAGGGUGGCUCCAGUUCCUUGCAGAAGACAAGCAUAAAUCCAGGAGUGCUCUGAUGUAAAGUGAAGCCUCGUAUCUCUGUGGUGAUGCCUGCAGGUCCCAGUGCAUGGGGGCCAUGCAAACACAGGACUGUCCUGACAACGCCAUGGUGUCAGCAGUGACAGGUCCAAGGCUGUGCUGGAGAUGACUCCAGCUUGUCCCUGCAGCGCAUUUCAUUUUACAUCCCUUCUGGAGUGCAAAAUAGGGACCAACAAAGGCGAGCAGGGUUCUGCAGCCAUCCCAGCAGGCUGAAAUGUCGGGGCAGGGGACCUGGUGACAGGUUGACAGAAACACCCGGAGUUGGAAGAAUAGAUAAAAGGACCUGGUGGUGAGAGAACAGGCAAAGGGCACUUGCUAUCAGUGCUAGCGGGGCCGUGCCAGGGUUUGGACAGCCUGACCAUCUUGUUCCUUCGACACCGCUAUUUAUAGCAGUGUUUGCUGACGCCUCUGUCACCAGACCCUAAAAUGGUUCCCCCGUGUGCACCCAGGACACUGGGCUCGGCCAUCCCACGCUGGGAAGGCCACCAACGAAGCAGUGACUCAACGGAGUGUGUGUGAAGCUGCUUGUUGUCCCACUGAUGGAGGAAGCCAGCAUCUCCUCCUGCCAAGAGGCAGCACCGCACUGGGCCAGCUCCUUGGAAGAUGCACCAGACGGUUUCUGUUUAAGGUCUGCCCCCCCGCCAGCAAGAGUCAGUGGGUAAAUAGACCCACCUUCCACCCUGCCUCUUCCUUCCCCCAGAACUGGGGCUUAUCCAGCUCUGUCUGGGGCCAGUGGUUUCCACAGCUUGAUGCUGGUCCUUAAGGUAGUUAUGGGGAUUGCCUGUGCUGGUGGGAAUAACCCUUCAGUUACUGGGCUGGAACAAAAUGCAGCAGGGCAAAGACUGCAGAACAAAUAUGUCUCGUUCCCCUCCUGCAGAUUUGCCUUUUAAAAAACUCCUUCAUUUUCCCAGUUCUGCUCAGGCCAGUGAAUGACGGAGGCAGAGAUCUCUCUGUCCUGGCAUUUUCCCAUUCCUGCAUCGCAAACUUCGUUACCAGGGCUGCACUUCAAAGCUUUGUUGGCAGGGCUGUGCUGGGUAGGACUGUGCACAUAAUCCUAUGGAGAAGACAGGUCCCCACAGCCCCAGGGCUGCAGAUGCCAGCCCUGCGCUGCUCUGGGCUUGGCAAAACCAGUGCCCAAUGUUCUGAUUGCAUCUCUUGAGAGGAGAUGGCAUUAGUGUUUAGAAAAUACAUAUAAAAAAUUCUCAUAGAUAGCAUCAAGCAGUCCAGCACAUGGGAUGAGACUAAUGCUUUUAUUACCCCUUAGGUCGAGUUGCACAGUUAUUCCUUCUCUCUGUAGCAAAAAAGGAGCUGCAGAUUCCAGGACCAUCUCUGAAUUUCUAAGCUUUGCUCAUUGGGAGCUCACGCCCUGCCGGCUGGCAGUACCCAUGAGCAGCCCCACAGCUGGAACUGGCUCGUGCUGUGUCUGUGUCCUUGUCACCGCGGCUGUCAGCAACGAGCAGUGGUUUCCCCCUCGAGAUAAAGCAAACCCAUUCACGGGAUGCAAGUUUGCAUCUACAGGCAGCAGCCAGUGCUGUCUGUCCCGAAACAAGGGUGGCUUGCAGUCACAACAGGCAGACCACUGCCUAUGAAAUGCUACCCAGAAGCAGCAAAGCUCCGAGCAAGGACCAGCGCCACCUUUAUCUGUGGAAUUGUGUAAGCGGGGAGGAUAAACGAAGGAAAACUUGCUCUGAUUGCUUGGUGUGGGAAACCUGGCUCUGCCAGCCCUGCACAGUGCUGCAGCUGUCAGGAAUUUGUGCAUGGGUGAAAAUGGUCGCAUGUGCUGGAAAUUCAUGUCCAUCCCAAUGGGGAUGUGUUUAGUUCAGGGAAUAGUGGGCUGGUUGCUGCUGCUGCAGCCAUGGGGACAGGGAUGGGAAUGGUUGUGGUGCCAAGCCGGCACCAUGAGAGGGUGUGAAGGGCUGUGGGUUGUGGCAGGAGGGUGCGAUGGUGGCAGGUAUCCUUCAUGGGUCAAUGUGCUCCAAGUGGCAUCGCCACCUUCCAUGACACCACCUGUUACUCCUUCUCCUUGCAAGGCACCAUGUGGGCACCUUGUCUGCCACGCUGACCAGGCUGGGGGUUGCGGGGCCGCCCCACACGGCAUGGCUGGGGUGCGGUAGCCCUUUACUGCUGGCUGCAUAAACAAGCCCUCACUUCCUUGGCGGCCGGCGGCCUCCUCCAGGUGCGGCUGGGAAUCAUUAGGAGCCCUCCACACCGGGCUGAGUGUGGGAACUGGAAGAGAAAGCUGGAGAGAAGCCUUCUUUCAUCUCCCCACUCCCUCCUCCCCCUGCCUCUGCCAAGCCUGGCUUCCUUUUGAAUCCUUUAGCUUGUGCCAAGCGAGGGAGAAAGGGGGGGGAUAAAAAGAAAAAGGGAAGGAAAAAAAAAACCCACAGGAAUGUGUCCAGGGAUCUGGCUUCAUUCAGGCUGCUGAGCCCUGAAUAUCCCAGCUGCCGCUCAGGGAGCCGGAAGGAGGGAGGCCAUGGAGAAGGCAAACAGGGCUGCGGUGUUUGUGGGUGGCUGUUGCCACAGGGACUGGCAAAGGGCUGAGGGGAGAGGGCUCGGCUGUGUGACCAAGCGGGGCUGGAGAAGUGGGAGCGUGUGGGCAGGGCCUCCCAAGUCCCCCGGCGGGGGCGCGAGCUGUGUUUCACUCUGUCGUGGGGACAUGGUGCCCAGACAGACGCCUGGGUGUCGGGUCUGUCUCUCGGCACAAAGGUGACAUGGUUGCUUUCAGGGAGGGCAUGAGGCUGUUCUUUGGCACUUUGGGAGGAUGUUUUUUUUGACUUGCCGAUGACUUUAUUCCCAGCAAAUUAAUAACUUCCUUUUGUGGCAACAGUGUUGACCUCUGUGUGCACGUGUAUGUCGGUGUCUCCCACUGCUCUCCCAACUGUGUUUCCCUCUCUUCCCACCACGCACAGUGGGUCUGUCCUGCUCUCAGUGGAAUUCCUCCAUCCUUGUCCUCAGCUGGGCUUCUUCCAGCAGUGUGUAACCGUCAGACUUGGCCCAACUGCAACAGCCAUUGCCUCGGGAGCACUCUGUCGCGAGGGCUGGGCUCGGCUGUGAACUGAUGAGGUGAGUGCCGGAGGUGGUGGGGAAGCAUGUUGGGUGGCAGGGAAGGAAGGCACAGCUCAGGAAGAAGCUCUUGGCUUUGCAGCCUGUCUGGCAGAGCACUUGGCAUAAUGGGAAAGCAAGCAGGCAAGCGAGCACAUGGGGCAGCCACCAGUGCACGCUAACCUCUGCGCUUGCCUGCACAGGGUGCUGGGGAUGCUGGGCAGCUGCAGGGCAAACCCAGCAUGCCAAACGGGAGCACUGGCCAUCCCAGCUGCUGAAAAUCGCCUUGCACUUAAUCUCGUGGUGGUAUGUGUCACCCAAGAGUACUUGCAUAGCUGUACGCGCUCGCACGAGCCCAUGCACAUGCGCUUGCUGCUCCUCGCAGUGGCAACCUGCUCAUGCGCGCACGGUGGCCGUGCUCGUGCUGCAUGGCCAUUGAGUGUUCACUCCCAUUGCCCUGCACCCCAUUUCCACACCACCCACCUGCGUGGCUGCCUGGAAACGCGCAGGGCUGCCUGCGUGCCCGCCACAGCACAGAUACUACUCUCAUGUAGGCACGCGAUGCAGUGUACAGUAUCGAGAGAUCUUCUGGGAACGCAGUCCAUUCCUCUGGCAGCAUUGUGUUUUGUUCCUUAUUUAUAUCCCUGGGGUGGUACCACAGGUGGGCAAUUGUUCCAGCUGACAGCCUGAAAGGCAAAGAAACAAGAUUUAACUUCCUGCUAUUCAAUUAGAGAAAGUGAGCAUUCAUCACCAGCUGAUGGCUGCUGGCAGGAGGAGUGCAACCCACCACGGUGGGCGCGGGAAAAGCCCUCCUCGGCAGGAAAGCAGUGUGCCGCUGCGGGCACGGCCAGCUCCCCACGCGGCCCUGCUGCCAGGCUGCUCUGCACAGCCUCUAGGUAAGGUUGGAUGCUUCUCCUCCUGUCCUGCACCGCAGGUGAUGUGUUUGGCUUUGGGAAGGAGAUUGCCUGUCCAAAGCAGCCACGUGGAAAGCACCUGCAUGGGUGGGAGGGGACUCUACUUGGGGGGAGCAGCUGGAAAAACGUGAGCUUUCAGCGCUAGAGGGAACAGCAGUGCAGUUGCUUCCAUCCGAGCCAGCCAGAUCACUGCAGGUUCAGCCUCUGCCUGAACUCCGCACAGUCCCUGACCCUACGGCCUCUUUGGCUGUGGGCUGGCAGCUUUGGAAGCUGUUUGGAAGUGCACUACCCCUUCUCCGUGCUUGAAACUUGUCUUGACCAAGCCAGAAGAUGCUUGGCUGGCGUGUGGAGGGGCAGGGGACGAUCCCUGUCCCUGUUGAAUGAGGACCAAAGCCUCCUUGUCCUUUUCCCCACAUGUGUGCUGUCUCUCAUGAUAUUUUCCAGGCUGGCGAGGGAGGAGAGAGUGUGCAAUCCAGUGAGCUCCAAGUCUGGUAACAAGCCUGCCUCCACCUUCUCCUGUGCAGACUCUGAGCCACCCUUGAGGCACCCACCCACUGGGACCUCGUGGAAACCCCUGCAGUGCCCAGGCGGCUGCAAGGAGCCACAGGGCUUUGGUGGCUCCCUGGCAGCUACAUGUGCUGGGAGCCCAAGGCCAUUCCUGCUCCAUUUCCUUUCAUCACUCUUCUCCUCAUGAGGCUGAUCCAAUUGAAAAGAGUCUCCUGCUGCCUACUCUCCCAUCCCUUGCUUGUGCCAUCUGUCCCCAGCACAGCGACAACUUCACAGCUCUGCGCUGGUGGCGUUUUGCUAAAGUCCUUUUGUGCACCUCUUAGCCAGCUAUUUUUAAUCCUCCUGUCUCCACAGGGACUCAGAGUAUCUUCCAAGCUGGUUGUGAUCAUCAAGGAUACAGUUGGAAUCCGUUUUGCAUUGCUGCACCAAGCCACAUGCACACGUACAUGUUCACAUGCCUACACGCACGCCGGCUGCUGUGCCAGACUUCACAGCGCUGUCACUCCCCCCUGUUCAAGGAGACAGGCGGGUAGGGCUGAGCUGAGCACGUCGCACGAACAUGGGUUAUUACGCCAGACUAGGAAGGUAGUGCACAGCCAAGACAAUCAACAGCAAUUAGCCCUUUCGGGAACUCUGCUUGAAACGCUGCAGAGGCUUUGCUGUGCGUGCUGAUUGCUCUUCCUCCUGUCCUUUGGAAGUGAUGGGAGUUGGACAUGCCAAACCACUGGUCAUGUCUGAGCAAAACUUGGUGCCUUGUGUCAUUUCUAUGAGGCUGGGAGGGCUUGGGGGAUGUCUGUGAAUGUUAAAGGCACUUGUGUACUCGAGCAGUGAAGGCAGAUGCUGUCAUUACCUCUGCAACGCCAUCUGGCCGGCAGCGAUGCAGCUCGAACCAGGGCUGUGUGCAGAAGAACAUUUUACAACAGAAAGCAAUUAACCGAAUAAAGCCCUUUUAAAAAUCCUGUAAUUAAAAACAGUCCC
This is a messenger RNA of Cuculus canorus (common cuckoo), 10586 nucleotides long. It is a transcript of the gene NT5C1A, whose product is annotated as 5'-nucleotidase, cytosolic IA. Gene Ontology annotation, molecular function: 5'-nucleotidase activity; magnesium ion binding; nucleotide binding. Gene Ontology annotation, biological process: nucleotide metabolic process; adenosine metabolic process. Bases 18 to 1085 code for a protein of 355 amino acids. The transcript is spliced from 6 exons. The record is from RefSeq and is a predicted model, not a curated record. Gene Ontology annotation, cellular component: cytoplasm; cytosol. NCBI's taxonomy places the organism in Eukaryota, Metazoa, Chordata, Aves, Cuculiformes, Cuculidae.